UCGGUACACCCCUCGCCCCGCUGUUCCUGUAGCCUCUUAAGAGCCAGCGCUCCCAGCAGACACGGAGGCGCCCCGAUCCUCCUCGGCACCUACACGGGUGCCACCACCGCCCACCCGGCCGGCGCCCAGCAUGGCCCCGCAGCAAACAGGUAGCAGGAAGCGGAAAGCGCCGGCGGUCGAGGCGGCGGCCGCGGGCUCGUCGUCGUCGCAGGGCGCGGCGGCGGCGGCGGCGGGCGCGGCGGGCGCGGCGGCGGCGGCGGCGGCGGACGCGGAGGGGCCGCUGCAGCGCAAGAAGCAGCGGCGGCCGGCGGCGCGACGCUCGCUGCUGCACUACCUGCGGGGCCGCGAGGUGGGCGCGCGGGGCCGGGCGGGCGGGCUGCCGGGCCUCGAGGGCCAGCUGCGCGGCUACGCGGUGCGGAGGCUGCCCGAGCUGCUGCGCGAGCGCGAGCUGGCCCUGGGCACGCUCAACAAGGUGUUCGCGUCGCAGUGGCUGAACGCCAGGCAGGUGGUGUGCGGCACCAAGUGCAACACGCUCUUCGUGGUGGACGUGCAGUCGCGGCAGCUCACGCGCAUCCCCCUGAUGCGCGACCGCGGCGGCCCCGGGCUGGCCCGGGCGCAGCCGGGCUGCGGCAUCCACGCCAUCGAGCUGAACCCGUCCAAGACGCUGCUGGACGGCGGCGAGAACCCCAACAGCCUGGCCGUCUACCAGCUGCCCACGCUCGACCCGCUGUGCCUGGGCGACCGCCACGGCCACAAGGACUGGAUCUUCGCCAUCGCCUGGAUGAGCGACACCGUGGUCGUGAGUGGCUCCCGCGACGGCACCGUGGCGCUGUGGCAGAUACAUCCUGAUAUAGUCACUGGCAGAAUCGCCUGGCACGAUGACGCCGGGCUCCCGGUGUAUGGCCACCUCCGACCCCGGGCCAUUGAAACCAUCCCCAGGGCCAGCAACAACCCCAAUAACCGCAAGGUGCGGGAUCUGGCCUUCAGCGGCAAGAACCAGGAGCUGGGAGCUGUGUCUCUGGACGGCUUCUUCCACCUCUGGAAAGCCGGCAACACCCUGACCAGGCAGAUGUCCUUCAGGCUGCCCCAGUGCAGAGAGAAUGUGUGCCUGACCUACUGUGAUGAGCCGUCCCUCUACGCUAUCGGGUCCCAGUCACACCUCUCCUUCCUAGAUCUGCGCCAGGGGCUGCAGAAUAUCCGGCCCUUGUGCUCCCGAGAGGGUGGCACCGACGUGCGGUCUCUGAGCUUCUACCAGCACAUCGUCACCUUAGGCACCGGCGACGGCUGCCUGCUCUUCUACGACAUCCGCGCGCAGAAGUUUCUGGAAGAGAGGGUCUUAGUCAACCCGGGCCCUCCCGCUGUGGCUGUAACGAGGAAGCUGAAGCUCACCUGUGGCAGAGGCUGGCUCAACCAUGAUGACCUGUGGGUGAACUACUUCGGUGGCAUCGAGGAGUUCCCCAAUGCGGUCUACACCCACUGCUACAACUGGCCUGAGAUGAAGCUCUUUGUGGCGGGAGGGCCUCUCCCUUCAGGCCUCCACGGGAACUACGCAGGACUGUGGAGCUAAGGAUGGCUGGCCCUGUGUUCUCAAAGUGCCCAAGACUUACCUCCCAGUCUUAUUAAUAAGACUUCCUCACGCUGUGUUUGUGCUUUAAAUUCAUUUGGCUUUGUUUUGCAGGUGGUUGUGCCCAACUUACCUGUGUGUAGUGUAUUAGGCUGAGAGAGACUUUGGACAAUCAAAACUUUAAGAUUUUCUACACUGCAAUACCAUAUUUGAAUUCUCAUACAGAAAAUUUUGUCUAAUUCUUAUUUGUAUUCUCUCUGGGUAAUUUACAUAUAUUCUCUCUCUUUGAUGUUGUGCAGUUUAUGGUUUACAAUUUACAGUUAUGUAGAUUUUGUUUUUUUCAUUACCGGUAUUGAUUCAACAUUGUUCUUAGUUGCUUUUCAUUACGGAUGUGUGGUUUUUGAAGAAUAUUUUUAAAACAGGUUUUGGUAUAUCUGUUCUGAAGAGUUAACUACAGUUUUAUGGCAUUGCUCCAAUGUUAUACAUUCAAACAUACAUUACACGUUCUGCAUUACCAAAGUUUUAAAACAUUCCAUUUGAUAAUUGUAAUCUUUGUGUUUAUAGUUUGUAAGUUGUUGGUGCUAAACAUGCUUUCAAAAAACUUGCUUUUGUUUUAAAAAACUGCUCUUAUAAUCUUGUUUCAUGUACCAAAACCUCAGCUGGUCAUCAUACUUUAGGAAUGCAAGUGUUCCGCUGAUUGAAUGUUCAGAAUUAAUCUGAAAAUCUAUUUUUUUCUCCUUUAACCCUUAUUUACAUUUUCAUGUGCUGUUGUUAGAUAACUGAAUGUGUGUUGUUGUUGUUUUUUUUUCACUUCUUGCCUUAGUACUAUCAAGACUGUAGAAUAUAUUUGAAUGUUUGCUGUAUAAGGAUCUUGCACAGAGUUUCAGUGCCAUCAUUCAAAGCAGGGAUUCUAAGUAUAAAUGUAGAAUGUAUGGCAAACUGGGCAGAAUGUAUACUGAUCCAGUAUAUAAACUGGAUAUUUUUUUGCUGUUGCUGUUCUCAAUACCAAAUAUUAUAUUUGAAAGUCUGCUUAACAUUUAAGUCACAGGAAAAAAAAAGAAAACUGAGCCAGUCCCACUCCUUCUGAAAAAGGUCUUAUUUUCUAAAUUCCAAAUUAAUAAGACUUUAUUUUGUGAAUUUCAAUGAUUCUUAAAGUAGUAUAAAUAUAUUACUAAAAAGUAGUAAUGUUUUAAUCUGCAGUGUAAUAUAGAUAAUAUACAAUUAUUAAGGAAGUUUGUUUUUGAAGUGAUGAACUGGAGAUUCAAAAUAAAUGGGAUUCUGUUGAAAAGUAAUUUGCAUCUCAGAUAAAUACAAUUUGUACUCUGUUAGGAAAAUAGGUUGUACUUAUCCACGUGAGAAUAUUGGAAGUGAGGAAAGAGUGACCCUUCCUCAAAACCUGUGAUGGUUGUGCUGACCUCAGACUAGUAUUGUGGUGUGUCUGUUUUUUAUUAAAUGCUUUGGCACUUAUAUGCUGCGUUGGUAGCCAUGCACUAUAUGCUGUUCAGUUGCAAAUCUGAACCAAGUAAUAUAAUAACACUAAAAGUGAGUUAAGAAAUAUGGAAAAUAAGCUUUUGUUUACAUAGAUUGUUUUAACAGUUUUAUGUAGUUGUUAAGUAACAGUAAAACAUAUUUAAUUUAAUGUGUGCUUAUAUGUGUCUCCAACUCAGUUGCGUGUGUCUUGAGAGCAAAAAUUAUAACUGCCUUUUUUAUAUUCUCUCAUUUCUCCACUAAUGCCUAGAAAAUCAUAGGUAGUCAGUAAAUAUUUACUGAAUGAAUGUACUUGCCACUGGAGACCUAAAGUUCAAGGCUAUGAAAAAUGUAUAAGUAUAUAAAUACAUAAAUAAAAGU
Talpa occidentalis (Iberian mole) is the source of this 3412-nucleotide messenger RNA. RefSeq names its product DDB1- and CUL4-associated factor 12-like protein 2. NCBI's taxonomy places the organism in Eukaryota, Metazoa, Chordata, Mammalia, Eulipotyphla, Talpidae. Gene Ontology annotation, molecular function: protein binding. Gene Ontology annotation, cellular component: Cul4-RING E3 ubiquitin ligase complex. The record is from RefSeq and is a predicted model, not a curated record.